AUGUCUGAGAGAGGCAACUUCAGAGGCCGUGGGGGAGGAGGAGGAGGAGGACGAGGAGGCGGUGAGCGAGGUCGUGGAGGGGGUGGAAGAGGGGGAGGACAUACACAAGGUGCUGAGAAGCCGAAGAAAGAAAAUAUAUUAGAUUUGGCCAAGUAUAUGGACAAAGAGAUUAUGGUAAAGUUUAAUGGGGGGAGGGAGAUACAAGGGACUCUGAAGGGUCACGACCAGUUGAUGAAUCUGGUGCUUGAUGAUGUUCAGGAGAUGCUGAGAGAUGACGAAGGCAACACAUCCACCCGCUCCCUUGGCCUCAUAGUGGCUCGCGGAACACUGCUCGUACUUAUAAGCCCACUGGAUGGAAGCGAGGAGAUCGCGAAUCCCUUUAACAACCAGGAGGAGGACUAG
Letharia columbiana is the source of this 402-nucleotide messenger RNA. RefSeq lists its product as uncharacterized. Gene Ontology annotation, biological process: mRNA splicing, via spliceosome; nuclear-transcribed mRNA catabolic process. The coding region runs from base 1 to 402 and encodes 133 amino acids. Gene Ontology annotation, cellular component: U12-type spliceosomal complex; spliceosomal tri-snRNP complex; U6 snRNP. The transcript has 3 exons. NCBI's taxonomy places the organism in Eukaryota, Fungi, Ascomycota, Lecanoromycetes, Lecanorales, Parmeliaceae. Gene Ontology annotation, molecular function: RNA binding. The record is from RefSeq and is a predicted model, not a curated record.